Molecule: messenger RNA, 360 nt
Organism: Closterium sp. Yama58-4
Lineage: Eukaryota; Viridiplantae; Streptophyta; Zygnematophyceae; Desmidiales; Closteriaceae
Source: the annotation of a GenBank genome assembly
AUGGAGCAGAUCCUCAUUUACGAGCUCAUGCCCAACAACGACCUUGAGAGAUGGAUUGGUCUUGAUGUCUCCAACCCACUUUCGCUUCGCCAAAGGCUGGACGUUCUGAUAGGAGUGGCAAAGGGAUUGGAAUAUCUUCAUGACUUCGGCAUUGUACAUCAUGACAUCAAGCCCGCCAACAUUCUUCUUGAUGCAAAAAUGCAGGCCAAGAUUGCGGAUUUCGGACUUGUGAAGCUAAGUGGAGGCACCGCUUGGGGCACGAAUGUAGCGGCCACUAGAGUGAUGGGAACACCAGGCUAUGUGGACCCUGCCUACUACAAGUCUCACAAGGCCACUCCAGCAGCAGAUGUGCACAGGUGA